AUGUAUAUAAGAUCUCUACUCAUAUUUGUGGUGACUAUCGCUAUUACUAUCAAUUUUGUAAAGUCUGAACAAUUAUGUAACGGGCACGCCGAGUUAUGCAACAAACCAUUUGAUGAGCUUACGUACAUUUUGACACAUAACUCUUAUGGGUAUAUUGCAAAUCCAGCAGCUAACCAACUUUGCCCAAUCUCGACACAACUCUCUGAUGGUGUCCGAGGUUUAAAAUUAUCAGCAGUGAGGGCGUCUAAUGCCAGUUCUGCAGCAGAAGGUAUACAGUUAUGUCACACAUCUUGUACGAUUCUCAACGCUGGUUCAGCAGUUGAUACACUCAAGGAAAUAACAAAUUGGGUGAAAAGCAAUCCAAAUGAAGUGAUAACCAUCAUGUGGAACAAUAUUGGAAACUUUACCCCGGAAGCUUUCAAAACAGCUUAUGAAGCUAGCGGGAUUUUGGAUUAUGUUCAUAUACAAGAGUACGCAAACUUCACUUGGCCAACCUUAGGCGAAAUGAUAAGUAGUGGCAAAAGGGUAGUCAAUUUCUUGGAUGAAGGAGCUGACGCUAAAGCGGUACCAUGGCUCAUGCCUGAAUGGGGUUAUGUUUUCGAAACACCUUAUAAUAAUUAUAAUGAAUCCUCUUUUAACUGCGUUAUUGACCGACCCUAUGAACCCUACAAUCCAGAGGAAGUAAUGUAUGUGAUGAAUCAUUUCUUAUACGGCACACUUACGCUCGGCUCAUUACUCAUUGAGAUACCCCAGAAAGGAACAGCAAAUGUUACAAACAGUGAUUCAUCACUAUUGCGACAAGCCCAGAUUUGUCAAAAGACUUUUGGAAGACAACCUAAUUUUUUAGAGGUCGAUUUCUACAAUAAGGGAGACGCUCUGACUAUUGCUGCUCAAUUGAACAAUGUAACGUAUAAUGCACAGUCUCCACUACAAUGUGAUGCAUAUGAGCAAAAGCAAGUCAGUAACACUGGUGGCAGUAGCUCUUCUCAAGCUAAUAUUCAGCAUACAACUAUGUAUAGCACAACCAUCUUACUAUCACUAGUUGCAACAGCUUUUUUUGUAUACUUCUAA
This is a messenger RNA of Mycotypha africana, 1071 nucleotides long. RefSeq names its product PLC-like phosphodiesterase. NCBI's taxonomy places the organism in Eukaryota, Fungi, Mucoromycota, Mucoromycetes, Mucorales, Mycotyphaceae. Gene Ontology annotation, biological process: lipid metabolic process. Bases 1 to 1071 code for a protein of 356 amino acids. Gene Ontology annotation, molecular function: phosphoric diester hydrolase activity. The record is from RefSeq and is a predicted model, not a curated record. The transcript is spliced from 2 exons.